AUGACAUCAUGCGUACUGCUGCUGCUCACUCCGUCACAUCCAUCACCACAGCCCGUGCGUGAGCCCAGCCUCCAGCCCCCAGUGCGUGUGCGUGUCUCCGGCCUCCAGCUGCGACAUGACGCCCGAGCACGCUGUGUGGUGAUGCAGCAGAAGUUGUGUUCCCGCGGCUCCUUGUUCCAGGACAGGACGAGCCCAGCAGCCCCUGAGCCCAGCGAGGAGCCGCCCUACAGCAGGCACUCCUACAGCAGGCACUCCUACAGCAGGCACUCCUACAGCAGGCACUCCUACUGCUCUCCUGAUGUGUCCCUGAGCAACUUCAGUAUCACGGGUACGCUGCCCGACCCCAGCACCGCCGCCAUCUCCUGGUACGACAUGAGCCUCCCCACGCGCAGGGGUCCUGCAGGCUGCACCGGGAGACCCCCCCACAUACGCUCCCUCAGCGACAGCCGGGACAGCGGGUACCCACACUCCUACGCCUCCGUCAGACGGAGGACGCAGAGUGUGGGGGUGGGCACGCACACUGACCAGGAGGAGGAGGAGGAGGAUGGUUCAGAGGAGGAGGAAGAGGAGGAGGAGGAGGAGAGAGGGGACAUGCAUAAGAAGUCUGCAUCUGGACACCACCACAACCAGAGACACUUCCUCUACCCCGCACCCUCUCCCCUGGGCCCCCCGCCUGACCCGGACCCCGACCCGGACCAGGACCUGGACCAGGAGUUGGACCAGGAGCUGGAGCUGAUGGACCAGAGCCCGUACUGUGGCCUGGAGACGGCGGCGACCUCGGCGGCGGUGCGCAGACGCCUGGCCCACUUCCUGCGUGCGGCGGACAGCAGCAUGCAGCGGCGUUUGGCCAAAGUGAGCACAGAGUUGGCCCAGACCGACACGGAGCUGCUGUGUCAGAGAGCGCACUCCCAGCACCUGGCGCAGGAGCGGCGCGCCGUGGCCGAACGAGAGCGCUCUCUCAGCCGCCAGGUGGACGUGGCGGUCAUGGUGAUCGCCGCUCUGAGGGAGCAGCUCAACGCCUCCGAGAACGAGCUGGAGAGGAGAGAGAGAGAGGCCAUCACCAUACAGAAGUUUCUGGAAGCAGCAGCGCGACAGGAAACUAGUGGAAAAGUCAGAAUCCAGCACUUUAUCGAGGGUCUGCUGAGCCGCAUCGCUCUGGCAGAACAUCUGCUGGAAUAUUACCAUAGCAACGGCAGCCCACCGCAGUACCACCACUACAAGCAGCACCAACCCGCCUCUGAGAACGGACCUCACAGAACCACCAAGAGCAGGUCAGCCGCGGGGCCCCUCUCCUCCAGCUUCCCCGACAGCAGGAGCCAGUGUGGGGGCCACAUGUGCAGAGGGCCCCUGCCUGCAGCCUGUGUGGAGCGGGACGUGGACAGGGAGCGGCGCGACAGGCUGGCCCACUCCUCCAGGCUCUUCUGCAGACCCGAGCACAGGGACGGCAUCUGGAACCACCAGAGGAGGCGCUCUGCGGGCUACGAGGCGUAA
Knipowitschia caucasica is the source of this 1491-nucleotide messenger RNA. The record is from the annotation of a GenBank genome assembly. Lineage: Eukaryota; Metazoa; Chordata; Actinopteri; Gobiiformes; Gobiidae.